AACAAAGAGAAAGAGAUUCUACACGUGUAAGAAGAGUAGCGCUUGAAAAAAAGUCAAAAAGCAAUAUCCUUCACCUUUCCCUGCUGUUUCAAACUGUUGCUGUCACUGUGUUGCUCUUUUCAUUUGUGCUGCUCUUCUUCAGACCAGAUUAUAGGAUGGCAAGCCAACCCACAAAGGAGCCACAAUCAAUCUAUGACUUCACUGUCAAGGAUGCUAAGGGAAAUGAUGUAGAUCUUAGCACUUACAAGGGAAAGGUCCUACUGAUUGUAAAUGUUGCUUCCAAAUGCGGCAUGACCAACUCAAAUUACAUGGAGUUGAAUCAGCUAUAUGAAAAGUACAAAGAUCAAGGCUUGGAGAUACUGGCAUUUCCAUGCAAUCAGUUUGGCGAGCAGGAACCGGGGAGUAAUGAUCAGAUUACGGAGUAUGUCUGCACUCGCUUCAAAUCGGAAUUUCCUAUCUUUGACAAGAUUGAAGUGAAUGGUGAGAAUGCUGCUCCAGUGUAUAAGUUCUUGAAGUUAGGCAAAUGGGGAAUAUUCGGGGAUAAUAUCCAAUGGAACUUUGCCAAGUUUCUGGUUGAUAAGGAUGGGCAAAUUGUUGAUCGUUAUUAUCCCACAACUUCUCCUCUUAGCCUUGAGCGUGACAUCAAGGAGCUGUUGGGAGUGAAGGAAUGCUAAGGCCUUGGGCAUUGGCAUGGGGGCAUGGGAAGGGACAUCCUAAAUUUGAAGCUUUUGAUAUGAGCCUGCCUUGUGUGUGUGUGCUGUACGGACUUGUAAAGUUUGUUGGGAAAUAUUAUGUGUGAAAGUGAUGCAGCUCUUCGGUGAAGGAAUGCUAAGGCCUUGGGCAUUGGCAUGGGGGCAUGGGAAGGGACAUCCUAAAUUUGAAGCUUUUGAUAUGAGCCUGCCUUUUGUGUGUGCGUGCUGUACUGACUUGUAAAGUUUGUUGGAGAAUAUUAUAUGUUAAUACAGUUUGAGGUAUGGCGUAAA
Alnus glutinosa is the source of this 983-nucleotide messenger RNA. RefSeq names its product probable glutathione peroxidase 8. Gene Ontology annotation, molecular function: glutathione peroxidase activity. The record is from RefSeq and is a predicted model, not a curated record. Lineage: Eukaryota; Viridiplantae; Streptophyta; Magnoliopsida; Fagales; Betulaceae. Gene Ontology annotation, biological process: response to oxidative stress. The transcript is spliced from 6 exons. Bases 156 to 674 code for a protein of 172 amino acids.